This is a messenger RNA of Rhinopithecus roxellana (golden snub-nosed monkey), 4162 nucleotides long. Its product is annotated as golgin subfamily A member 6C-like. Gene Ontology annotation, molecular function: protein binding. Gene Ontology annotation, biological process: Golgi organization; spindle assembly. The record is from RefSeq and is a predicted model, not a curated record. The transcript is spliced from 18 exons. Lineage: Eukaryota; Metazoa; Chordata; Mammalia; Primates; Cercopithecidae. Gene Ontology annotation, cellular component: Golgi cisterna membrane; cis-Golgi network; Golgi apparatus.
AUGUGACCCCAACCCUGCCUCCCUCCCCACCCCAUGAUGUUAGAAGAGAUGCAACAGAGUCAAUUGGCAGCAGCCAAGAAAAAGCUGAAAGAAUAUCAGCAGAGGAACAGCCCUGGUCUUCUGGCAGGAGCGAAGACAAAAAAGAAGAAAACUGGCAGUAGCCCUGAGACAACCACUUCUGGUGGUUGCCACUCACCAGGGGAUAGCCAGAACCAAGAACUGGAAGUAGCCCUGGACUCAAGCUCUGCAACAAUCAAUCAACUCUAUGAAAACAUAGGAUCACUGAAACAACAGAAGAAACAAGUGGAACAUCAGCUGGAAGAAGAAAAGAAAGCAAACAAUGAAAUACACAAAGCACAAACGGAGCAGUUAGAGACAAUCAAAAUCCUCACGCUGGAAAAGGCAGACUUGAAGACCACCCUUUACCAUACUAAACGUGCCGCCAGACACUUCGAAGAAGAGUCCAAGGAUCUUGCUGGCCGCCUGCAAUACUCCUUACAGCGUAUUCAAGAAUUGGAGCGGGCUCUCUCUGCUGUGUCUACACAGCAGCAGGAAGAGGACAGGUCCUCGAGCCGCAGUGAAGCAGUCCUCCAGCGGCAGUUACAGCAGACCAGAAAGGAGCGGGCGCUGCUGAACGCACACGUGACACAGGUGACAGAGUCACUUAAACAAGUCCAGCUAGAGAGAGAUGAAUAUGCUCAACAUAUAAAAGGAGAGAGGGCCCGGUGGCAGGAGAGGAUGCGGAAAAUGUCGGUGGAGGCUCGCACAUUGAAGGAGGAGAAGAUGCGUGACAUACAUCGGAUACAGGAGCUGGAGAGGAGCUUGUCCGAAUUCAAACACCAGAUAGCUGAGCCCCCAUCCCCGGUGGACCCAGCAGGGACAUCUGAGUUGGAACAGCUACAAGAUGAGGCCAAACACCUGAGGAAGGAGGUGGAAAGUCUGGAGGGAAAGCUCCAAUUCCAGAUGGAAAACAAUCAGGCCUUGAGUCUCCUGAGCAAGGAACAAAAGGAGAGGCUCCGGGAGCAGGAAGAGAGGCUCCGAGAGCACCAGGAGACGCUUCAAAAGCAGGAGGAGAGGCUCCAAGAGCAGGAAGAGAGGAGGUUGCGGGAGGAGGAGAGACUAUGUGAGCAAAAGGAGAGGCUUCGGGAGAAGCAGAAGAGGCUGGGGGAGCAGGAUGAGAGGCUGCAAAAGCAGGAGGACAGGCUAUGAAAGCAGGAGGAGAGGCUGCGAAAGGAGGAGGAGAGGCUGCAAAAGCAGGAGGAGAGGCUACAAAAACAGGAGGAGAGGCUGCGAAAGCAGGAGAGGCUCGUGCUCUCCCAGAACCACAAGUUCCACAAGCAGCUGGCCGAGCCACAGUGCGGCUUCGAGGAUCUGAACAACGAGAACAAGAGCGCUCUGCAGUUGGAGCAGCAAGUGAAGGAGCUGCAGGAGAAGCUGAGUGAGGAGCACCUAGAAGCUGCCAGCCAGCAGAACCAACAGCUAGAGACCCAGUUCAGUCUCAUGGCUCUCCCUGGACAAGGAGAUGGAGGAGGACAUCUGGACACUGAGGAGGAAGGGGUGCCUCAGCCUAUGCCAAGCAUCCCAGAGGACCGGGAGAGCCGGGAAGCCACGAGCGGCUUUAUGGACUUCCCGAGAGAGAAGGUGGACGGGAAGCAGCAGGUGGAGAAACUAGAGCUUGGAUUCAUCCAGCUCUCUGGAGUGACAGAUGGCAUGAGAGAGCACAUCACGGUAUAUGAGAGCCAGGGGGCAGGGCCAAACACACGGCACAAGGAGGAGGAAGCCAGCAGGCUGGCCCAGAAUGAGGAGGAGAUGAAGGUGAAGCUGCUGGAGCUGCAAGAUAUGGUGUUACUGGUUGUGGACGACCACGAGGGGCAUGACAAAUUCCUCCCUGCUGCCCAGAACCCUGUUGAUCAGCCCGCUCCAGGGGCCCCAGUCCCCCAGGAACUUGCGGCUGCUGAGGAGUAGGACCACUGCUUCCCUCUCUCCGAAGAUUUUCAUGACAGCGUGGAGCCUGCACCGGGAGAGGCCAGGGAGGGUUCUCCCUGUGACAACCCCACUGCACAGAAGAUCGUGCAGCUGCUUCCUGUAAUGCAGGACACCCAGGAGCACCCAGGCUUGGCCAGCAAACCCUGCGUCCCAUUCUUUUACCGGGCAGCGGAGAACAGGGAGAUAAACAUCAUCAUCAUCUGAGAGCUGGUCAAGAAAUUGAAAAAAAAACAACAACAAAAAGUUAUGGGGUUAAUCCCCUACACAAUUCAUUUACUUCAUUUGAAUGUUAGAGCCCCUCAUGUUUAUUUUGUGUUUCUAAUUUACAGUUUAAAUUUAUUUAUAAAAAGUUAAGGGAGAGGGAUCUUUCCCUAAUGUUCACUGUGGCAUCCUUUAGCAUUUUUGUUUUUACUUUGAUAAUUGUAGGUCUUUAGCAUGCAUAUCGAGUUUGCCCUUAGGUGGUGGGAGUUCAAACACACAAAGACCCACUAUUUGCACAAAACUAUUCUUGCUGGUUUGGAAUAGGCUGCCAGUUUUUUUUUUUUUUUUUAAUGUUAUUGCAGCAUGUAUAUUCAUUACAGAAUUCAGAUAAAAUUCACUGGUGUUCUGCUAUGAUGUUUGAUCGAAUCCUAUUCACAGUGAGCUCUUCAUUAGCUCAAUAUGUGGUUUGCCCUCAAGUGCGCACUGUUUCUUACUUUGUAAUAUGCCACUGUGAGUACUGACAUUUAGAGUUGUUUAAAGGCCGAGAACUGGAAACAGCCUUUCCCCUAUUUUCUGUGUAUUGGGGGUGGGAGUGAUAACAUUUUGGGGAGCUUUUUAAAUCUCACAGAAGAGGGAAGUGGCCUGUGCUGGCAGGUGUGUGCAGGAUAGAGUGUGUUUCAUCUGUUCUGGUGCCAAGAAUGAGCGCCGUACUAUGGUAGUUCCCUUAGGAUUUGUAUGUGCUCUGGGCUCAUGAAGAAGAUAUUGCAUCAUGAGCUGCAGCAGUUGGACUCUUUCUCAAUGACCUAAAAGGGGAUUAUUUCUGAGGAAUGAAAGGCUCCCAUCAUGGACUAUGGAUGUGGAAAAUCUUUUCUAGCUUAGAGCCUUUAUAUCUACAAUACAUUUUAAAGUCAGAGUUCAUGUUACCUGUUUUAAUCACAUGACUACAAGUCCCAGUAUGCAAAAGGGAACUGGUUGGCAUUCUUCUUAAUGUAUUUAGUGAAGAUCAUAAGAAAUCCUUUCAGAGUUUAAAUGUCCCUGGAACAGGCAUACAGGCUCUAGUCAAGAAUGAAUUUGAGUGAAGGAAAGCUGUGUGACACCUGGCGUGCCUCUAUGUUCACGGAGCUUCUUUGAGGCUAGAAGAUUGAUUUUACCAUCUAGACCUCUCUGGCUAAUACCUAUUCUUCAGCCGUAUUGGUUAAUCUGACACAGGAAUUUACUUAUUUUCCUUGAAUGGAAAACAUUGUAAAAACAAUAACCACCAUUAUUAAAACCAAUAUAUGUGAGAGUACUUAGUUGAAACCAAAAGGAGAUUUAGUAGACAGUAUUAUACUGCAUUUGAAAAUCAAGGGGAAGUUUAUGCAACUUAAAAUGUUUACAAGCUGCAGUCAAUCUACUAUGGGUGAAUGUCAAAGUGUUAUGAGGAAAAGUGUCUAUACAAUCACAGAGUUAUGUUUCCUCACAGAGUUCUUUACAAAGAGUGAACUAUGUUUUUAUACCUCUCAGUUUCAGUUAGAGGCAUAUUUUGUGCCAUAUUUAUGUUAAUGUGUCUGUACAUGAUGAAUGAAUUAUUUCAGUCAUACAUUGCCUAAAUCAUAACUUUAUGAUGCUUGGGAAAGAAUCAACAGCUAAAACUUCAUGAAGUUCUAAUGUCUGUGUUCCAAAAUACAUCACAUUAUUAGGAUGUAGGGAGAGAUGUAUGUGCGCUCCCUGGGGUGGGCAUUUCUAGUCACUAGACCAUCUCCAUUUUUAGCAUUUGGCAUCCUCAUGAUACUUUUAUACAUAUGACAUUAAUAGGAGAGCAAUAGUACGAUUUUACAGAUGGAAUAACAGAUUUGCCUGCAUUCACUGAAAGGGUGCAAAUAUUAAGUCCUUGUGACUUCAACUGACUCUUCCAAAUUGUAUGGAUUUAUCAAUGUAUUAGAUAAACCCAGUUUCAAAUGAUAAAGAAAAACUGUUAGACCAAAUAGUGUGGCUA